AUGUUGGCCGACUCUCAUCACGGCGCGCGUGGCUGCCCCUCGGCUGAUAAGCAAGCCACCACCUCACUCUGCGGCGGUUGUAGCGGCGGUCUCAUCGAAAAGAGUGGUGAGAUGCUCGGCGGUGGCGGCAACCCAGUCAUCAACACGGGAGGCGACGAGGCUUUUGUCGGCGCCAGACAAAGGGACGUCUUCCUUGCUCUCGACCUCGGCAGUAUGGUCAUAGAUGACAUUGCCUUCUUCAAAUAUGCGAUCGGUGUCAUCGGGGGAUACCUCGGUGAAGAGGGCGGGGAUGUCCAUGCGCCUAUAGAAGGCAUAGCCCUCGGGCUGGAAGCAGUUAUUCAGGCAUUUCCAGAUGCGCAACCAGAUUCGCCAGUACAGGAUCGAAAAGCCGCAGGAGCAAAGGACGACGAUGAUGAUGGAGAGAUCGGAGUAGUACUCGGAAUCCAUGAUGAUGGGCUUUAG
Penicillium pulvis is the source of this 462-nucleotide messenger RNA. RefSeq lists its product as uncharacterized. The transcript has 4 exons. The record is from RefSeq and is a predicted model, not a curated record. Bases 1 to 462 code for a protein of 153 amino acids. Lineage: Eukaryota; Fungi; Ascomycota; Eurotiomycetes; Eurotiales; Aspergillaceae.